Python bivittatus (Burmese python) is the source of this 935-nucleotide messenger RNA. Its product is annotated as glioma pathogenesis-related protein 1. Gene Ontology annotation, cellular component: extracellular region. NCBI's taxonomy places the organism in Eukaryota, Metazoa, Chordata, Lepidosauria, Squamata, Pythonidae. The record is from RefSeq and is a predicted model, not a curated record.
UUUGCUUGAUUCAUUUCCGGUUGUCUCUGUUCAUUAACAACGGAACUAAAGAAAAGUGAAAUAAAAGACAAACAGAAGUUGUCAAACGGAAUAGCCUUAAAACAUUUUGGCUGACAUAUAAAAUACUUUGGCUCAUUGUGUAGUUAAAAGAGCAGUCCAGAAUGACAGAAAAAAAACUGAUCUUUGGUGUUUUAUUACUUCUGAAGCUGCCAGUUUGCUGUUGUUUUUAUAGCCAAAAUACCUUACCGGAUAUUGAAAAUGCAGAGUUUAUUGAAGAAUGUGUCAGAGUGCAUAACAGAUUCCGAUCCAGUGUGGAUCCACCAGCUAGCGACAUGAAGCGGAUGAGCUGGGACCACGAUCUUGCAAAGACUGCUCUUGGCUGGGCAAAGAUGUGCAUAUUUGAUCAUAAUCCUGAUCUCCAAUCACCAGGGAAGGCCCACCCAAACUUCACAAAUGUUGGAGAAAAUAUUUGGACUGGAACCCUUUCGUAUUUUAAUGUGACUAAAGCCCUCACUCAUUGGUACAAUGAAGUCCAAUAUUACAAUUAUGCUACUCGAAACUGUAAACAAGUAUGUGGACAUUAUACUCAGAUGGUUUGGGCAACAACGUACAAAGUUGGCUGUGCUGUUCACUUUUGUCCUAGAGUACAAGGCUUUACUGGACCUAACGCUGCACACUUCAUUUGCGACUAUGGACCUGGUGGGAAUUAUCCAAGACAGCCAUAUAAAUCAGGAGUAGCAUGCAGUGAAUGUCAUGGAGAGCCUUGCGUAGACAGACUUUGUGGUAAAGUAUGGAUGAAGCCACAUUGUGAUCUGUACUGCAUCAUCAUUCUAGUCCUGAGAACAUCUUCAUUUUUAAUUACUUUUGUAGUUGUCUUUGUUCUGAAGCAACAUUAUCCCAGCCUAUUUAUGUAUAAGUAAACUGGAACAAAAAAU